Messenger RNA from Owenia fusiformis, 4833 nucleotides. Lineage: Eukaryota; Metazoa; Annelida; Polychaeta; Sabellida; Oweniidae. The record is from the annotation of a GenBank genome assembly.
GAUAACAGGUUGGUUGUUGAUAACAAGGAAGAUGACACACUGAGCGAUGGACAACUUUCAGGGGGAAGUAUGCUCACUGGACCUGUUAUUGUGAAAAAAAGCAAGCUAACACCCAAGGCAGCAGAACAGACCUCAUUGUUGAUACAGGACUAUCAGGUGUGUAUUACAGUGAUAGAAGCACGGCAGCUAGCAGGAUUGAACAUGGAUCCAGUAGUAUGUGUCCAAGUAGGCGAUCAGAAGAAAUAUACCAGUGUACAAGAAUCAACAAAUUGCCCUUUUUAUAAUGAGUAUUUUGUUUUUGACUUCCGUUUAACCCCAGCUAUGAUGUUCGACCAUAUAAUAACAUUGAGUGUGCUACAUUCAGGGAUGUUCCUUCGGACCAAAAAACCAUUAGCCAUCUUUAAAAUUGAUGUAGGCACAGUAUAUAGCCAGAAAGAUCAUUUAUUUUUCAACAAAUGGGCGAUGCUAACAGACCCUGAUGAUAUCUCAAGUGGACCUAAAGGUUUCUUGAAGUGUGAUAUAGCUGUCAUAGGAAAAGGAGAUACAGUCAAGACUCCUCCAAAGAAGCUUGAUAAAGAUGACGAUGACAUUGAAAGUAACCUACUCCUCCCAGAUGGUAUGCCCACUGAAAGACAAAGGGCAAAGUUCAUCCUUAAGGUAUACAGGGCAGAGGGCCUCCCCAAGAUGACAUCUAGUAUCAUGGCAAAUGUGAAAAAAGCAUUUACUGGUGAAUCAAAGGACCUUGUUGACCCUUAUGUGUUGGUGUCAUUCGCAGGUCAAAAGGGCAAGACAUCAGUACAAAAAGGUUGCUAUGAGCCCCUAUGGAAUGAACAGGUCGUCUUUACAGAGAUGUUUCCCCCAUUGUGUCGCAGAUUCAAGAUUCAGUUACGUGACAAUGACAGCGUGAAUGAUGAUGUCAUAGGAACACAUUUUAUUGACAUCAAUAAAGUUUCGAAUGAUGGAGAGAAAGGAUUCUUACCAACUUUUGGCCCCAGCUGGAUUAAUCUAUAUGGGUCUAUACGGGACUAUAGCAUGUUACGGGAACAUAGUCACCUUAAUAAUGGUCUUGGUGAAGGUGUGUCAUACAGAGGGCGCCUGUUGGUCUCGUUGAAGACAGAACUUUCUGACGAGGAGAGUGCUUCCAGCACACAAGUAGAAGUUGAACCUGCUUUACCAAUACCUGAGAAUGCUGCUGGUAGACCAGAGGAGUAUUUCCUCUUUACUACAAUACUUGAGGCCACUAUGAUUGACAAGAAGGUGGGCGAAAAGCCAAUACAUUUUGAACUCAGUAUAGGUAACUAUGGCAACACAAAAGAUGGUCAGAAUGUUACUAUCGUAGAAACCCAGGAAAGUGAAGAUGAUGAAAGCACCUCAUUGGUUGAAUCUGCUGCCCAAAGUACACCAGAAAUUCCAAUGUGGCAUAGCACAUCAGAACCAUUAAAGCCAAUAACUAGAGACAAGUUCUACUAUACAGUACCUUACAAUGCAGAGAAGCCAUGUCUCUAUGUGAAAUGCUGGUUUGAAGACCAUCGGAGGAGAAUGUAUAACUGCAAUGUGCUGAAGCGCAUCUGUGACAAACUGGAAGAUGGCAUGGCUGAUGUGAAUGAAAUGAUAAAUCAAGAGAGGCCAUUCCCUGAGAGACGUCUGAAGGGGGUCUUAGAAGAACUAGGGAGUAGUUGUUCCAAGUACUGUCAGCUAUGCAGAAGCUCAGGGGGUGUUAAUGCAGGAAAAACUAAACUUGAUAAGGAAAGGAGUAAGAUGUGUCAGCGAGAUGUGGAGCAACUUAGCACAUAUGCUCGAACAUUAAAAGCUACAACGAACAAACACAACUUGAAGGAACGCCUCAAAUCUACUGCUGUUUGCCUGAACAAGCUCAAACAUCUGGCAAAUGAGCCUCAGGAUGCUUUGCCUGAUGUUUUCCUUUGGAUGUUGAGUAAUAACAAGCGUGUUGCUUACAUCAGGGUCCCCGCCAAGGAUAUCAUACAUUCCAUUGUUGGGGAGGAAUGUGGGAAAGAUUGUGCCAAAGUACAGACUCUCUUCCUGAGGCUUGCUGGGAAGAAAGGGGAGGGAGCAGGAGGAUGGAACCUCCAAGCCAAGGUACAGGCCUAUAUGUGGCUAGGACUGACCAAACAUAAGAAAGAGUUCAUGAAAGGUCUACCCACUGGCUAUGAGGAGACUAUAGAUGUGAAGUGUGCUCCUAGAAUAUGUAGCAAACCACCCACUCUGCUCAAAUAUGAAGAAAAGCAAUCAUUCCAGUUAAGGUGCCACAUGUACCAGGCUAGGAACUUGAUUGGCUCCGAUGCCUCGGGUCUUUCUGAUCCAUUUGCCAGGGUAGUGUUUGGAGAUCAGAGUUUCUGUACACAGGUGAUAGAUGAGACAUUAAGUCCAACCUGGGAUGAGAUGCUGAUAUUCAAUGAGGUGGUCCACUAUGGCCUGAUGACUGAAAUAAAGGAGGAUCCUCCCAUGAUUGUUAUAGAGAUAUUUGAUCAAGAUAGAGUGGGCAAAAGUGAGUUCAUUGGCAGAGCUCUGGCCAAACCAAGUGUGAAGAUGAGCCAUGAAAAGUACAAUAAGCCAACAUUUCCACCUUCACUGGAGUGGUGGGACAUAUACAGGGGUUCAGAAAAAGCAGGGGAAUUAUUAGCAGCAUUUGAACUCUUACAGCUUGCUCCUAUGUCUGAUCGUACAGGACAAGACCUUCCCUCUGUAGAGAUGCCAACUUCAGACUCAAAAUUGGAUGAGGAUAAGGGGCCUGUGUUGCCAGUCCCAAAGGGUAUAAGACCAGUGCUCAGUAAACAUAGAAUUGAGGUUUUAUUCUGGGGAUUGAGAGACUUGAAGAGGAUCCAGCUGACCUCAGUUGACAGACCAAGGAUAGAUGUAGAAUGUGCUGGGCAGGUGCUCCAGUCAUCUGUUAUAGACAAUUACAAGAAAAACCCAAACUUCUUGGUACCUGUCAAAUCAUUUGAUGUGGAACUACCAGAAAAUGAGAUAUUUUGUCCUCCAAUCACAAUACGUGCUGUUGAUUGUCGUAACUUUGGCCGCUAUGUCUUAGUAGGGACACACGUUAUAACACACAUACACAAGUACAGAUAUAUUCCCACCACCAAGAAAGCUAUGAGUGCUCUCUCUAAACUUAUACCUGCAAUCAAAAAAAUAGACCAGAAAGGAAAUGUGGAUGGUAGUAAAGAUGUUAAAUCCAAAAGUCCAGCUCUGUCUGUGAAGGCUCAAGAUGUCGCAAUAAAUGUGGAUGAAAAACAACCUCUUUUAUCCAAAGGAGAGCAUAUUAUCAAAGUUGAAGCAUUGACCAAAGAAAAGAAGCAGGAUGAAAACAUGAAGAAAAGACGUAAAAGUCAUGGCUCAAUUAUUGAUGAUGAUGAACCUGAUGAGGAGACAAUGGAUUGGUGGAGCAAAUAUUUCGCAUCCGUGGAAGAAAUGAAUAUGGAGGAAGCAGGAGAUAAAGAAGAUAAAAAGGAACAGGAGGGGGAUGAUGAAGACAAAAUGGCCACCAACAAGAAUGGUAACCAGCAGACGACACCUUAUGGAACAAUGCCAAAUGGGGAUACUCAGGGAGAAGAUGGAGACCCUGGUAGCAAGGAAAUGAAAAAGAUGGAAAAGGAGUUGAAAAAGAUGGAGGGAGGGACUCCAUUAAAGGUCUCCAAAAUCGGAAAACUAAAGGGAGCAGCUGUUGCAGUAAGCCUCGCAGCAAAACUUUCACCAAAGACCCAGCGUCGUAAAGAAAAAAUUGACGCAAAUUGUGCAAAGUUGAAAGUCUAUUCAAAUGAUCUGGAGAGCCAACCAGAGUUCAAUGGCUUCAGAGAAUGGCUACAUCAAUUUGAACUAUACAGGGGAAAGAAGACAGGGAACCUUGAAGAUGAUGAAAGUAGAGUUGUAGGAUUAUUUAAGGGCUCAUUAAAGGUCUACAAAAUCCCACUACCUCCUGAUAUAGAAGACACCACUAUAACAGGUGGUGACCCUUCAUAUGGCUUGUUCCAAGGUCUACCAAAUAACGACCCUAUCUCCGUGAAAGUGAGGGUCUAUGUUCUGAAAUGUAAUGAUCUCCACCCUGCAGAUAUGAAUGGGAAGGCUGACCCCUAUAUCAUCAUACGGCUUGGGAGACAGAGCCACAGUGAUAAGGAGAACUACAUCUCCAAGCAGUUGAACCCAGUGUUUGGAAAAUGUUUUGAGUUUGAUGCAACAUUCCCCAUGGACUCUUUACUGACAGUGCAGAUCUAUGACUGGGACUUGAUUAAGACUGAUGACCUGAUUGGUGAAACAAAGAUAGACCUUGAGAGCCGUUACUACAGCAGGCAUAGGGCAACAUGUGGUAUAGCAAGUACCUAUGAUACCCAUGGUUACAAUGCAUGGAGAGACUCUAUGAAGCCCUCACUGAUUCUACUGAAGCUAUGCAAGGAUGGAAAAGUAGAUGGGCCUCACUUCCAACACAAUAAAGUACGAGUUGCCAACAGAAUCUUCACUUGUCCAAGUGAUGUAGAGGACACGGACUGUGAGGGCAAGAGCCAUGUAGAAGAGACUCUAUCACUCGCUGUACUGAAACAUUGGGAAGAGAUACCCAAGGUUGGCUGUAAACUGGUACCUGAACAUGUUGAGACACGCCCACUUUUUCACCCAGACAAACUGGGUAUUGAACAGGGUAAAGUUGAGAUGUGGGUUGAUAUGUUUCCUAUGGAUAUGCCUGCCCCUGGCCCACCUGUGGAUGUAGCACCCAGGAAGCCAAAGAGCUAUGAGUUAAGAUGUAUCAUAUGGAACACAGAUGAUGUUGUCUUGGAAGAUGAUGCAUUUUUUACUGGUGAAAAGAUGAGUGACAUCUAUGUGAAA